This is a messenger RNA of Metarhizium robertsii ARSEF 23, 1359 nucleotides long. RefSeq names its product Cytochrome P450 CYP5327B1. The coding region runs from base 1 to 1359 and encodes 452 amino acids. The record is from RefSeq and is a predicted model, not a curated record. Gene Ontology annotation, molecular function: iron ion binding; monooxygenase activity; heme binding. The transcript is spliced from 2 exons. NCBI's taxonomy places the organism in Eukaryota, Fungi, Ascomycota, Sordariomycetes, Hypocreales, Clavicipitaceae.
AUGGAGGAAAGAAAUGAGCAUGGCCACCCCAUUUAUACACUACGUUUGCCUGGAUGGCGGCUGUACGUGGUCAACGCCAACUCGUUGAUCCCGAUCAUUGAGCGCAGGACUCGGACCAUCUCCUUCGCAGCAGUCGAGUCCAAGGCCGCAGCGGCCGUUCUGGGUACGAGCAAAACCACAAACGAGAUCAUGGCCCGUGAUCCUGGCCGCACUCAGAACCACUUCGCCUCGUUCCGCAAGACGGUGCGUCCCGUUUUGGCUCCAGGAAGUGCAACUCUCGAUGCCAUGUUCAAGAGGUCUUUCCAUACAAUGUCACUAUCGCUAGAUGAGCAGCUCACUCCAGGGAGCCCGAGGUCGGUCCAACUGUUGGCGUGGACCGGCCACGAGAUCACCAUGGCGGGAACCUAUGGCGAGUAUGGCGGCGCCAACCCCUUUCAAGACCCCUUUGUGGAGCAAGCAUGGCUAAAAUUUGUGGCAGGACUGCCCGUCCUGGUCUGCGGCUUCUUCCCCAGCAUAUUCGCUAGGCAGAGUGUGCAAGCCCGUGAAUUUCUUGCCCAGAGAUUUCUCUGCUACUUCAAAGAAAACCACCACCUCGGCGGCUCCGGUGCUGUGCUCGCCCGGCUGAGGCACAACACCGAGUCGGGAAUGCCGCUGACGGACACGGCACGAGGCGAGCUCGGAGCGUGCUUGGCGCUCCUCAACAACACCAUACCGGGUUUCUUCUGGCUCGUCUACCACAUCUUCUCGGACCAUGGCGUCCUCCAAGACCUCCGAGAGGAGCUCGCGGGCGCCGUGCGAGUCGGCGCCGACGGCGUGCGCACAAUCCAUGUCGCCCGUGUAAGGUCUUGCUGCCCGAUACUACAGUCUACCGUGCAAGAAGUCUUGCGCUUCCGCGGCAUCGGCACCGGCAUGGUGCGCAGCGUCCUGCAGGACCAGUUCCUGGACUCGCAGUACUUGCUCAAGAAGGGGAGCCUGGUAUUCGCACCCAAUGCUGUGCAACACUUCGCCCCGGCACUCUGGGGCCUCGAUUGCAACAGGUUCAAUCACCGCCGAUUCCUCCGACCGGGAGGGCAGGGUGUCAGGUCGGCAAGCUCGUCUGUACUGCGCAUUUUUGGCGGCGGUUCCACGCAGUGUCCCGGGAGGCACUUUGCGCGAGGCCAGCUGCUCGUCUUUGCGGCGAUGCUCGUCCUGCGAGCCAACAUUCGGCCGGUCAGGGGGGGUUGGAGCUGCAUCAAGGCAGAAAAGUCGUUUGGGUUGGGCAUCGCCACGGGGUUCUUGAUGCCAGAUGCGGACCUGGAAGUAGAGAUUUCGCCGACUGGUGAGCAGACUUGGCGAGUCGACUUUUGCACCAAUGUGUGA